AUGUCACUGACUCUACUGCUGACCACCCUGGGACUCCUGGUUCAUGGUUCCUCAGCAGAAAUCACCUUGACUCAGACUCCAGCAUCUCAGUCUGUUGUUCCAGGACAGACUGUCUCCAUCACAUGUAAAGCCAGUGCUGCUGUUGAUGAUGAUUUGCACUGGUACCUUCAGAAACCUGGAGAAGCUCCUAAACUCCUAAUUUAUAGUGCUGUAUCACGUGGGUCUGGAGUGUCUGACCGUUUCAGUGGAAGUGGAUAUGAUAUCGAUUUCACUCUGACCAUCAGCAGAGUUCAGGCUGAAGAUGCAGGAGUUUAUUACUGUCAACAUGAUGAGAACGUCCCGUUCACACAGCUGGGAGCCCUUGGAGGCCUCACAGGUCACAGAGCCCACCUUCCUCCACUGGUCUGCAGGGAGCCUCAGGGUGCUGCUCCAGCUCUCAUCUGGACUCUCCUCUGCUGCUGCUUCACAGAGUCCAGAGGUCAGGUCACAGUGACUCAGCCUGCAGCAGUGACAGCUGAUCUUGGAGGAUCUGCCACCAUAAGUUGUCAGACGUCACAGAAUAUUUAUAGCAACCAUUUAUCCUGGUAUCAACAAAAAGAUGGGCAAACUCCUAAGAGGCUCAUUUAUUAUAUCAGCUCUCGAGACUCAGGGACUCCAAGUCGUUUUACAGGCAGUGGAUCAAACUCUGACUUCACUCUGACCAUCAGUGGAGUUCAGGCUGAAGAUGCUGCAGUUUAUUACUGCAUGGGUCAAUUCUACAUCAGCAGCACAUAUUCAUACACACAGUGA
Molecule: messenger RNA, 789 nt
Organism: Fundulus heteroclitus (mummichog)
Lineage: Eukaryota; Metazoa; Chordata; Actinopteri; Cyprinodontiformes; Fundulidae
Exons: 5
Coding region: 1-789 (262 amino acids)
Biological process (GO): immune response; immunoglobulin production
Source: RefSeq, a predicted model, not a curated record